Molecule: messenger RNA, 870 nt
Organism: Penicillium antarcticum
Lineage: Eukaryota; Fungi; Ascomycota; Eurotiomycetes; Eurotiales; Aspergillaceae
Product: putative signal sequence-binding GTPase GPN3
Exons: 1
Coding region: 1-870 (289 amino acids)
Molecular function (GO): GTPase activity; ATP hydrolysis activity
Source: RefSeq, a predicted model, not a curated record
AUGUCCAAGUUUGGUGUCCUUGUUAUGGGCCCUGCAGGUGCAGGCAAGACCACCUUCAGCAAUGCCAUGAUCCAGCAUCUGCAGUCGACUCGUCGCAGCUGUUUCUACGUCAACCUCGACCCCGCCGCCGAAACCUUUAGCUACGAACCAGACCUCGACAUCCGCGAUCUGAUCACAUUAGAGGAUGUGAUGGAAGAGAUGGGUCUGGGCCCUAAUGGAGGUCUGAUCUAUUGCUUCGAGUUCCUGCUUCAGAACCUGGAAUUUUUAUCAGAGGCGCUAGAGCCACUGAGCGAAGAGUACCUGAUCAUCUUCGAUAUGCCGGGUCAAAUCGAGCUAUACACGCAUAUCCCUCUCCUCCCAUCCCUCACCACAUUCCUCUCUCGCCAGGGUCCCUUGAACAUCAAUAUGUGCGCCGCCUACCUACUUGAGAGCACCUUUGUGAUCGACAAAGCCAAAUUCUUCGCCGGAACCCUCAGCGCCAUGUCCGCCAUGUUGAUGCUGGAAAUCCCCCACGUCAACAUUCUCAGCAAGAUGGAUCAGGUCCGUGAUAUGGUCUCACGCAGGGAGUUGAGACGCUUCACCAAUGUGGAUGUGCAAUUGCUGCAGGAUAAAGAGGAGGACGACCUUACCGCUAGUGCCAACCCCAUGGCAACAGAUGCAUUGAUGAGCGGUGGAUCUUUUAAACAGCUGAACCGUGCCGUGGCCCAACUGAUCAAUGACUUCAGCAUGGUCUCAUUCUUGCAAUUGGAUGUCCAGGAUGAAGACAGUGUGGGUGCUAUUCUGAGCCAUAUCGAUGAUGCCAUUCAAUACCACGAGGCUCAGGAACCAAGAGAACCUAAGGAUGAAGUCGAGGUCAACUACGAGGAUUGA